Messenger RNA from Cyprinus carpio (common carp), 3160 nucleotides. RefSeq names its product NRDE-2, necessary for RNA interference, domain containing. The record is from RefSeq and is a predicted model, not a curated record. Gene Ontology annotation, cellular component: catalytic step 2 spliceosome. Gene Ontology annotation, molecular function: protein binding. Gene Ontology annotation, biological process: negative regulation of RNA catabolic process; regulatory ncRNA-mediated post-transcriptional gene silencing. NCBI's taxonomy places the organism in Eukaryota, Metazoa, Chordata, Actinopteri, Cypriniformes, Cyprinidae.
AUCUAUGUUGUAAUUAUGUCAUAGCAUAAACGAACUGCUGAAUCAUUUUUGUAACUGGUUCUUUAACUGUUCAAAGGAGUCUUUGACUCGCUGCAUGCUUUCCUUCCAGGUCGCAGGCGGAUGACGUAAGCGGCGCGCGCCUGUUUUGAUCUGUGUGAAGAAACAUGGCUCUUUUCCUGUCCUUCGCUGAGCUGUCAGGCAAUAACAGAUCUACUGGUGCUGGAGCUCCAGCAGAUCUGGAAUGGCUGAGUAAUCAGAGCUUCAGCACAGAAGAUGCUUUGAAGACUCACCAGUGGGCCACAGAGAGAGUGCAAGCAGAGGCAGAAGAACCAGCAGGCAAAAGAGAGCAGAAGCGUAGAGAGAGAAGACAGCCAUGGCUGAUCGAAGAAGAGAAGGAAAAGAAGAAAAAACACAAGAAGAAGAAGAACACAGAUAACUCGGAAAGCAGUGGAUCUGAAUCAGACACAGUUUACCCCAGUGACCCAUUAAAAAAGGAGAAUGCUGACAGAGAGGAAGCUCAGGUUCGGGUGAGCGAGACCUUUAUCUGGCUGGAUGACCUCCAGACCCCCACUGACUCCCCCUUCUGUAUUGACAGAAGAGCUGACCGUGCCAACUGGGAAUACAAAUCUCUCUAUAGGGGAGACAUAGCCAGGUAUAAGAGGAAUGGAGGCUCAUGCCUGGGGUUAGACGUCAGGAUGCAGGCUGUGAACUGGAACGAUGGUGGCGCUGAGAAGAAGCGAGUGGAAGGCUAUUUCUGUCCUUUCACCCGUCAGCUGCUACAGUCAGAUAGUCUGUCUGCUUUCCCCGUAGUCUCUGAGGGCAAUGCCGUCAGAACUGAUACCUACAUCAAGCUCUCAGCCUGCACUGAAGAGCAGGGCUCUUCCAUCCAGGCACCCUUAUCGUGGAUAAAUCCGCUGGGCAUCUAUGACCGUGGAACCUCCCUUUGGCUGGAGGGCAAGGGUCAACCGGAGGUCAAGGGAGAUCAGCAGGAUGUUGAGGCUCAAGGGAGCAGCAGGACCCUUCUGAGUCCACGGGUGGAGGAGUUUAACAGGAAGCUAUAGGAGAAUCCUACGGACACUCAGCUGUGGCUGGACUUUGUACACUUCCAGGAUGAACUGGCUUUUGGUUCUAGGUCAUUCUCUGCUGCCAGUGACACUGACAUUGAUGGUGAGAUGAAGAAGAUGUCUCUUCGUGCUGUGCUGGAGAAGAAGCUGUCCAUUGUGGAGAGGGCAGUGGAAAGUAACCCUGCCAACGUGGACCUGAAACUGGAGAAAUUCGGCCUGUGCAAGGAACUAUGGGAGCGUACCACACUGCAGAAAGGGUGGAAGAAACUAGCGUUCAUCCAUCCAAACAGCGCGCCUUUAUGGAGGAAGUAUCUUCUCUUUACACAGAGUCAUUUCAGCACAUUCUCAGUGUCAAAGGUCAACAGCGUGUUCAGAAAGUGUUUAAGCACGUUCAGUGCAGUCCAAGAUGUCCAGGCACCCAGGAAGUGGAGGACCUCUAAACAAAGUGUUCUCUCUUGUCUGGCAGAUAUCUUUCUACAGCAGUGCCAUUUCCUGCGGCAGGUGGGUCACACUGAGAAAACUGUGUGUCUCUUCCAAGCCCUUCUGGACUUCACUUUCUUCAAGUCUGACAGUGUGAAAAACCUUCCCACUAGACAACAGACAUGGGGACUAGAUGAGGAUGACGACGAAGAGCAGGAUGACUCCGAGAUCAAAGACGAGACCUGGCCUAAGUGGAAGAUCUGGUUAGAUGUGGAGGCAUCCCGAGAGGCAAACCACUGGUUCCCAUGGAGACCAGAUAAAACAAAGGGCCAAUCAGAAGAGGACUGUGAAGACCCCGACAGGCAGGUCUUGUUUGAUGAUAUCGGCCCAUCUAUGAUUCAUGUGGACAGACCAGAUCUCCAGCUGCAGUUGAUCCUGUCAUUCCUGCAGUUCCUAGGUCUGCCUGGACCUUCAGGAAGGUUCUCUACAACCUCUUCCUUAAACAUUCUAUUGGACGAUCUCGCCUUCCUUGAAGAGGGUCCAGACCCGGAGCGACCACUGACCUCUCUAUUAGUCAUAUUCCUAAUUAUAUUAAAUGUGCUGAGAUGUCUACGCAGUGGAAAUAAAAGGCGACUGAAGUCUCAGGGGAAGCGUAGUAAACGGUUAGCGAAAUGACUGAUAAAAGAGCCAGAUAACAGGGGCAGACUGGCACUUUGGAGAGAGUAUGCCCAUUUGGAGUGGCUUCUGGGUAAUCUGGAGGAGGCACGCAAAGUAUUUGACACUGCCUUGGGCAUGGGCGUGACUACAGGCCUUAAUGAUCCUGUUCUCUGUAACCUCUGCUUUCUCUAUGCCCAAUUAGAGGUAGAGCAGGCCUGAAACAGUGGGACAGUCCCCACUUCCAAAGCUGUCUACAUUCUCACUAAAUUAGCCGAGGGCACAGGCAGCAUACUGGAGCUCCAGUUUGCUGUCAAACAUGUCGCACUGCUGCACCACCACGCCAACACCAGUGUGUUUCCUCUCUCUCAGCUAAGACUAGCACUUACAGAUGCCCUCUCCUUACUACCCUUCAGCGCCUCAUUAUGGCAACUCUACCUUCAAACAGAGAACCGCUAUCACAACGCAGGCCAUGCCCGCAGGUUUUUCCACAGUGUGGCAAAGAAAACGAACAGUAUUGUGCCGUGUCUGUUCGCCAUUACUUCAGAGCAACGACUGAGACAGAUGCUGGUCUCUGUUCAGAGGUCUCAUCGUCCUGGAGAAGCCCUGCCUACCAUGCCAAAUAAUGGUCUUAGCAACCGUAUCUGCUGUUUGUUUGAAAACGCUACAGCAACUGAACAUGGGGCCCACUGUCCUCUGCUCCAGAGAAUGUAUCUGAACUUCAUGGUAUGUGAUGGGAAUGCAGAGAGGGGCAGUGGAAUCCUCUACAAGGCCCUACAGGCAGUGCCCUGGGUUAAGGGCUUGUACAUGGAUGCAGUGCAGCUGUUCCCUGAACGUGUGCAAGAGUUUUUAGACCUUAUGACUGAGAAGGAGUUGCGUCUGUGAGUGCCCAUGGAGGAGGUGGACAUCUUGCUGGAGGACUAGCCAUCAAAACCCUUCCCAUAACAACAGCUUAAAAAAAAAAAAGUUUUUUAUUUUUAUUUUUCCAUGAUUUUGGAAAUAAAUGAUAUAUUGAGUAUUAA